GAUUACCUUAGUAAGACUUGAUAUCGUAGGUUCUUUGAUAGACCUAUGCGUGUGCUCCCAUCACGGUGGUUUACAAGGUGUCCACGAAACAAGAACUCCCUGAAAUGUCGUCUUUCGUUCUCUUUGUAAUCGUCGUCUUGGAGGUCAGAGGUCACGAUAUUCAUACAGCAUUCUCAUGUGCCGACCUACCGGACGGCACUUACGCAGAUCCCGAAGUCUGCACGACCUACCACCUCUGCCACUCCAGAAUCAACUACACCCUGCGAUGUCCUGAGGGACAGGUGUGGGACAGGUGGUUGCACCACUGCCGCCUAGCGGACAUUUCGAAAUGUUGCAGAGGUGACGGCUGUUUGGAGUCCGGGGAUGUAGUGGCUGAAGAGGUGGUUGCCGGACUGUCCAGAAGAGUGGAAAGUCUUGAAAGAGAAAACGAGAGACCAAAUCAGCUGAUAGAACAGGUGGCCGCUGAAAAUAUUCAACUGCGUAACGAGCUAGAGCUCCUGAAGGCGAAAGUUGACAGUCUAGACGGUAGACUGGUGCCGGGACUCGAUGUUCCCCUUCCUACCGCUGUGUUUGCGGUGAGGGUCGUGUCGGCAGGGUUUGAUGACUCGGCUGCUGAGGGGGGCUGUGCUGAAGUCUGGGUGGCCGGUCAUCAGCAAGCUCUCAAUCGCAGAGGGAUCAAUGUGGUGAUAGUAGAGGAGACCUCUGGACAGACUGAGGAUUCCCAGCGGUUCGACACUUAUGGUGACCCCGAGGCAGGGGUCAAACUCAGGGACUACUUGCGCGCUGUGGCGACGGGGCGAGUCGUGUUGAUAGCGGUUAAAGAUGAAGGAAGCAAGUACGCAGCCGAUGCUAUGGAGGAACUUCGAAAUCUGGGGACAACUUUGCCAACCAUAGGAUAUCGAGAGUCUUGGGCAAUAAUCGGCAAGAAGGGAAGUAAAACUUCGUGGUUUGUGGAGGACAGAAGACAGAGGUACCACGGACCGACAGUCGUCGAGGCACUCAUACCAGUAUCAGCAUAGCGAAGGGGAAUGCUGCAUCUCUGAGUGUACAAUAUUUCCCCAUGACUAUAACUAAGGAAUUUUAGUGGAUGGCUUGAACGCACGCCUUAACUUUAGAGUUUCUCUUGAUAGUUUCUCAUUCCCAUAUUAUGAUCACACUCAUUCACAGAACGUCACAACAGGUCUGGCUUGUUUUGGAUUUAACGGCGCUGUUUUGUCACGCACUGUCAACAUAUAACUGUUAGAAUACUACUUCUGUAUCAUCAUAUUGAUGGUGAGUAUUCUUGAUCAGGCAUUAGAAAUAAAGAACAAAACUAAGCAAUGUUGGUGGAUGCUUCCUUGACAAAGUGUAUUAAAAUUUCUUGCAACCGUGUGGGACUUUAGAAUUAAGUAUUCAUUAAUCCUCCGUCGAAGAUUGAAAACCAAAGAACAUCCAAACUUUUGAGAUUUUUACGAUCGUUUUCGAGACAUAAAAACUAAGACUGCACCAGUGCCUCAGACACUCGAAGUAUCAGUCUAGUGGUCACAGUGGGCGGUUCUAAAUGAUUCAGUGGUACUACAGAGAUGUGCGGACCUCUGUGUUUGUUUGACCUUCCUUAUAUCCAUUGAAUAGAUAAUGCAACAAUUAAACAAUCAGUUAAGCCAUUCCAUUUAACUAGUGCUAUGGUUACAUCAAUCUGGCACUGACUUUAUUCAUGUCAUGGUAUCCGUUUGACCUUCAUGUAAUAUCAUACGUUUAUCAACAACGACAUAAUGCAGAACAAUCGAUCGAGUCAUAAAUGUCGAUCAUUAAAGGUUUUGUUUUGUUUCUACGGUAUAAGGUCAGAGGGGAUACACGGAAGCCCCGCUGGAGAUAGCACAUAUUUAAACUGUUGAUCACCUGGCAAUAUUCACAUCAGUAGGUCGAUAUUGUUCCUGUGAGAAUACGGCUGUCGUGGUGGUAGACAAAUAUGAUUAUUACAGCAUUCAGGAUAAACUGUACUGGAGAGAGGGGUUGUUUUCCGUCGUUAUCGGUAAAACUAGGCACAUGGAUAGCGUUUAUCCGAAUUUCGAGAAUUGUUAAGACUCCUAAAGAUAAGAAACAAGAGGUAUCUACAAUGUGAUGUCUGAAGUCCUACUCAGAAAAGCUGAAAGUGUUCGAUUCGUUGCUUGAAUUCCAACGAAAAAU
This is a messenger RNA of Branchiostoma floridae (Florida lancelet), 2166 nucleotides long. RefSeq lists its product as uncharacterized. Gene Ontology annotation, cellular component: extracellular region. The coding region runs from base 105 to 1019 and encodes 304 amino acids. The record is from RefSeq and is a predicted model, not a curated record. NCBI's taxonomy places the organism in Eukaryota, Metazoa, Chordata, Leptocardii, Amphioxiformes, Branchiostomatidae. The transcript is spliced from 7 exons. Gene Ontology annotation, molecular function: chitin binding.